GCCGGCCGGACCCGCCCGCUCCUCACCGUCCUGGUGGAAGUGGUUUAUUUUCUUUUCUCUUUCACCAGGUUCUACGACGAGAGAACCGAGAUGUUGAUGCCGCCAAAGUGUGUUGAACUGUCCCCCCCACAAGGUGUAAUUGUUUCAAGAUAAUGUGUUUAAAUAAUAUUUAGAGCACCAGGUGAAAUGCACAGCACAAGGAACCUUUGUUAAGAAUAAUUUGAAGAGGAUCUGUAUGAAGACACUGCCUCGCACUGUUCAUGGUUAUGAAUCUCACACACGGGCAAAUGGGCUGAAAGGUUGUUGCAGGUGGUGUGCCACAGUUUGGGGCCAGUCCAAUAAAAAUGUUCAUUAUUUAAGCUUUGUGUCGAGUCCUUUCACAGCUUGUACCUUCCUAUGAAGUAUUUGUACUUUAUUCCAUAACAAAGAAACUUUAUCUGGGAAACAGAUUUUUUUUUUUAUGCUGCUUUUCUUCUGCCAGUAAUUGAGAUUUGUGGUAAAUCCCUUUGGAACCAGAUAAGUUCUGUCCAGUGAUUUGAAUGCGAAACGUGUCGCGUAUGAACGGUUUCUCAGUAGAUUUCUAACCCUUUGGAAAUCCACAAUUGUCCGUUUCAAGUAAAUACCACAUGUUCUGCUCCUGUAGUCUUUUUAAAAGUCGUCUGAGACUCUUCUAUUUUACUAUUUAAUUGGCCAAAUGAUGAAUUGAGAAAAUGACCAAUUAAUCGAUAAGAAUCAUUUGUUGCAGCACGCUUAUCUAUUGAACCCAAUGAAUAAAAUAAACCAAAAGUGUUUUCAGAGUCAAAUAGCAGAACGUGGUGUUCUGGUGAGUAGAUAUUAUAGAUUUGAAUGAACCAGCAUCCGUGCACAGAAAACACAAGUAGCCGGUUAUUCUUCAUGUGAAGCACCGUCUCUUGACGGUCAAACCUGCUCCUCAGGUUGAGUGAACCACACGCUAAGGUCACGUAUGUGUCACCUGUGUCAUAACGCUUGCAAGCUGCAAGGUCCGUUUCCUUAAUUGAAGCCAAUCGGGAUCUUCUUUUUUUUUUACCUGCCUACUCUGAAUCUGUUGUGUGCUUUUCCUCAGGUGAGCUGACGCAGCACAGUGGGCGGGAACGAGAGGGACGCUUUUCAUUGGCUGUUAAAGAAGGUCGUUAAACUCUUAAUUGACCUCCAGCGUGGCACAGAGUUAAAUCUAAACCUUGAAAGCUCAGCCGCUCGCUCAGUAGUUUGUGUCUCUUUGAGUUUGUGCAGCUUUUGUUGUGUUAUCAGGAAUAAAGAGAAACGCACUGCUACCCGCCAACAAAGAAGGAAAAGAUCCAAACGACUAUUCCCCAACUCUCGUCGGACAUGGAGGCAGCCACGUCCGCCUUCCAGCACUCCUACGGUCUGGGUCCGCGCUACGCAGCCCAGCAGGGCCACGUGCCGCACCCGGCCUCGGCGCCGGGGCCUUCGGGCGCGCCGCGUCCCGAGGAGCCGCCGCAGCAGCAGCACCACAAGCCUUUCUUCUACAUCCAGCCCUCGCAGCCGUACAUGCCCAUGCAGAGCAUGCAGUGGCCGGUGCCGGUGCCGGUGCCCAUGCAUGUGCCCUACAACCCGUACUACCCGGGUUUAGGUUACGGCCUCCCCAUGAUGCCCCACUAUCAGCCCAACCCCUACAUGGAGCCCCCCGGGUUCGUUGUGCCCACCACCCACCUCCAUUUGAUGGACUACCGCCGCAUGCUCAACCCCCAGUACUACCAGACCAUGGCCUACCACUCCCGCCGGUUCCGCUACCAGCAGAACACCCCGACCAGGGAGACGACCAGCUCGGAGGUCCAAACCGAGCCGCUGUCCGCCGCCCAGAAGGCCGGCGCCUCGGGUGCCGGCGACGUGCCGGUUCCCGUCGGCCUCCCGGUCCGCAAAGGGGGUGACGACCGAACCCCCGGCGUCUCCGUCAAGGGGCUUCCCUCGCCGGCCCCGUCCACGCACAAGUCAGACCCCGUUGCGGACCAGAAGGACGUGGCUGGACCCGGCUCCGUCCCCAGGAAGCAGCCGGGCGGCAGCUUCGUGUUCCAGACGGAGGAGGUGCGGAUCGAAUGCUGCAGCACGCCGGUGGGACUGCAGCUGCUGCACGCUCACGAGACCAAAGAGGUGUCCCACGGCUUCACCCAGGACGUGGUCCAGCGCAGCGGCCCCGUCCUCCAGGGUUGGCGGGACGAGGAGAGCUGCGUACCCAGCGAACAGGCCCUCCAAGCCUGUCCCGACAGCAUGUCUGUCGGCGAGACGCCGCCGCCGACGGAAGAGCCCGAGACUCCGGUGGAUCCUGUCGUUGUUUCAUCGGACGACGACAACGACGACUCCCGUCCGCCGGCUCGCAGCGACGUUCAAGAGACUAACGACGAGAAAGACCCGUCCGAGACUUGCCCCUUCAAAGUCGUCCACCUGCCCUUUGACCCAAAGUACCUGGACGAGCUGUGGAAGAUGGAGUCCACGGUCUGGUCCAUGAAGGAAACGGCGAGUCCCUCCUCGGAAUCGCUGAUCCAAAACAGCCGCCCGGAAUCUCCUGACGGAAUAGAAGACGUCUCGCCCGUGAUUGGGACUCCCCCCGUGGCAGAGGACGAACUGGACGACAUGGUCACCGCUGUGGGGGAGCGUCCCGGGGACGAGGUGGCGUCAGAGGCCGACGCGUGCCCCGCCAUGGACGUCCCCGGCGCGGCGGAGGCUCCUGCGAUGCCGCUCCCCGCCGCGGACUAUUCGCCGCUGAAGGCGAACGGAAACGAGCACCAGGACACGUCCUUCGAGUCGCUGCCCGCCUACCUGCCGUCGACCAGCUGGCUCGCUGACUUCGACAACGUCUACUAUUGCGGCACGAUGCCGCCAACGCCCACGAAGCAAAGCAGGCCUGCGGGCGGCCGGGGCCUGGACAUGCCCGCCAGGAGGCGGCGGCUGGACCUCGACUGCAAAGGCCAACUCGCCGUUCGGAAGCCGAAAGAAAGGUACAAACUCAAAGGGAAGGCGGAUCGCCGAAGCCUCUCCGACCACGAGUGCUGCCUCAGCCGGAGCUUCAACGAGAACGCCUUCGCUCCCCACGCCUCCAAGAGGGAGCGGCUUUGCUCCAGGUGCGUGGCCAGGAGCGGCGUGUGCGAGCCCGCCGGGCCGACGCUCGACGGUCGCGCCCCGAAGAGGAAAGCCGCCGUCUUCCAGCAGUGGAACGACCCGCUCCUGCCCACGUGCGACGCCUGCAGAUCGCACUCCGAAAAGAAAAGGCUGGCGAGGAAGGGCUCCGGCCCGGAGGCCCGAUGCCCUCCCCGCGGGCGCGACUCUGAGGGGGGCGAGUCCUCCGAGAACGGCGGCAAGUGGAGGGCCGUCGCAGAGCGCCGCGGGAAGCCGAACGUCACCAAGAUGCCGCUGGCGUCCAAGCAGAACCUGGAGAAGCCGAGGGAGAAGAACUGCACGUGCAGCGAGCGCCGGUCAGUCGCGUGGGAGAGGCUGCGCCGCUGUCCCCACGGCAACGCCAUCCGGGAAACCGACGAGAACCGCGCGGCGCCGGUGUCCCUGCAGGACAAACGCAGGAUAAUGGAUCACCUUUAUCCAACACACAGGUGGCAGACGGAGAACGUGUGGAACGCAGCCAUCGCUCACCCCGACAGCGACGCCGCCAGGACGCCGCAUUUUAACAACCACAAGAAAUCACAAUCACAAGGAAUUUGUAGGAAAGACACAAGAUGCUGAUUUGCACAAGAGCACAAUGUAAAAAUGACACUUUUUAACUAUAUAGAUAUUUAUUAUGUACACUUGAAUUAAAUUAUUGCCACCUGAAUGAACUGUAUAAUCACAAUAUGACACUAUUUAACAUAAUAAACAUCACUAUUUGAUA
Molecule: messenger RNA, 3856 nt
Organism: Gasterosteus aculeatus aculeatus (three-spined stickleback)
Lineage: Eukaryota; Metazoa; Chordata; Actinopteri; Perciformes; Gasterosteidae
Source: RefSeq, a predicted model, not a curated record